This is a messenger RNA of Gossypium raimondii (Peruvian cotton), 1646 nucleotides long. Its product is annotated as xylan glycosyltransferase MUCI21. Lineage: Eukaryota; Viridiplantae; Streptophyta; Magnoliopsida; Malvales; Malvaceae. The record is from RefSeq and is a predicted model, not a curated record. Gene Ontology annotation, molecular function: glycosyltransferase activity. Bases 72 to 1487 code for a protein of 471 amino acids. The transcript is spliced from 2 exons.
CAUAGGUACAGUUUUCUUCACCACUUAUAUAUAUAGGUUAAAUAUUUUUUUGGCGCUUUUUGGUUAGGGCGAUGAAGAAGAUACUUGGGAGCUCGAGAGCCGCCAUUGCGACCACCCUUUUUUGCUUACUGUUGUUGUGGUUUCAUACGAUGAGCCUCAGCAUGUCGUGGAUUUCCAGGAUAAACAACAUCAUUGCAGCCACGUCCUCCCCCACCUAUACCUUCAACAAUAAUCAAGAAACACGUGUUCAAAUACGAACUGUGGCAAGUCAGCAGAACCACCAACUUCUUCCACGUGGCGUUCUUCCAAUGAGUUACCAAUUCAGCUGCAACCGUACCUAUCUUCGCUAUGAUCUCUGCACGAUCGACGGCUCGACUGUCUUGGACCCCACAACCUCUACAUUCUUUACCAUGGACCCCACUAGCCCCGUCCACGUGGAGAAAAUCAGGCCCUACCCAAGAAAAUACGAAGACUACAUCAUGGGCCAAAUCAAAGAGCUUAAUCUAGUAUCGGGCCCAUCAAGCCCACAAUGUACGAUCCGGCACGAGUCUCCGGCCAUUGUAUUCAGUGCGGGAGGGUACACUGGAAACUUAUUCCAUGCUUUCAAUGAUGGAUUGAUCCCCCUCUUCAUCACCGCAAGCUCCUUCUACCCUGACGGUGAUUUCAUCAUCGUGGUCUCGGAGUUCCAUGAUUGGUGGCAAAGUAAGUAUGCAGAAAUACUUAAGGUUCUUAGCAAACACCCGAUUGUUGCCCUCGAAAAGGAUAACGCCACUCACUGUUUUCCUUCAGCCACUCUAGGGCUCAUAGCACAUGGUUUCAUGACUAUAGACCCAACGCUAAUCCCAACCUCAAAAACACUGAUGCAUUUCCGGGAUCUCCUAGAAAAAGCCUAUACCCAAAAUCCUAUUCUACCCUCUCCUCCCCUUGAUCCAAAACCCGAACGCCGUCCACGCCUCGUUUUAACAUGUCGAGGCAACGAUGUGUCAUCACGAAGGAUACUAAAUCAAGAUGAAGUGAUUCAAGUAAUGAAAGAAAUAGGGUUCGACGUUAUCGUGUUCCAACCAAACCGUUACACAUCCCUCAGCGAGGCAUAUGCAAUGUUGAAUUCAAGUCACGUGAUGGUUGGAGUGCACGGCGCGGCCCUCACGCAUGCAUUGUUCCUUCGGCCAAGGUCAGUGUUCAUGCAAGUGGUACCGAUCGGGACUGAAUGGGCAGCAGAUGCGUUUUACGGGAGAAUAGCUAAAGGGUUAAAUGUGAAUUACUUGGAAUAUAAAAUAAGGGUCGAAGAAAGUAGCUUAAUGGAAAAGUAUGGGAAAGAUAAUGUGUUGUUAAAAGAUCCAUCAGCAGUUCAAAAGAAAGGGUGGCCAACUGAGAUAAUGGACAUUUAUUUGAAGCAACAAAAUGUGAAGCUUGAUUUGGUAAGGUUUAGAAAAAGCUUGAAGAGUGCUUAUUUAAUGGCAAAGAAGUUUAUGCAUAAGGAAAGAUAGUUCAUUCUUUUAUCAUAGAGAUCCAAUUAUAGGAGAACACCAUUUGUGUUUAUAUGCAAAAUUUGUAUUUUGAUCUCAAUUUGUGUUAAUUUUGCGUUCAUUGACGACAGCUUGUAUAUGCUUCCGUUUUUAUUUUGAAAUUUUAUGUACUUUUUUUUU